UUUCAUAUGUCACAUGAUCAUUACUUCAAAGAUGGCGAAGACAGGGAAAAUGGAUAUGAAUUCGUUGAACGGGCCGCUGGCCGAUCUGGCGGCGAUGAAUACGCACAAAAUGGCAAUAACGAGGGAUUAUAUUUCACAACCAAGAAUCACAUACAAGACUGUGUCUGGUGUCAACGGUCCACUUGUCAUUUUGGACGAUGUGAAGUUUCCAAAAUUUGCCGAGAUUGUCCAGUUGACCUUGGCUGAUGGAAGUUCAAGAAUGGGGCAGGUGUUGGAAGUCAGUGGAUCCAAAGCUGUAGUACAGGUGUUUGAGGGAACAUCAGGAAUUGAUGCCAAACACACACUAUGCGAGUUCACAGGAGACAUUCUGAGAAUGCCUGUGUCAGAAGACAUGUUAGGUCGAGUGUUCAAUGGAUCAGGGAAACCCAUUGACAGGGGGCCCCCAGUACUGGCCGAGGAUUACCUAGAUAUCCAAGGUCAGCCCAUUAACCCCUGGUCUAGGAUCUACCCUGAGGAAAUGAUCCAGACUGGCAUCUCCGCCAUUGACACCAUGAACAGUAUCGCCAGAGGACAGAAGAUCCCCAUCUUCUCUGCUGCUGGUCUCCCUCACAAUGAAAUUGCCGCCCAGAUUUGUAGACAGGGAGGUCUGGUCAAACUUCCAGGGAAGAGCGUGCUGGACGACCAUGAAGAUAACUUUGCCAUUGUGUUUGCUGCCAUGGGUGUGAACAUGGAGGCAGCUAGAUUCUUCAAACAAGACUUUGAAGAGAACGGUUCUAUGGAGAAUGUGUGUUUAUUCUUGAACUUGGCUAACGACCCAACAAUUGAGCGCAUCAUCACUCCUAGAAUAGCUUUAACCACGGCCGAGUUCUUGGCUUAUCAGUGUGAGAAGCACGUGCUGGUCAUCCUCACAGACAUGAGCUCCUACGCCGACGCCUUGAGAGAGGUAUCAGCAGCCAGAGAGGAAGUCCCCGGUCGUCGUGGUUUCCCUGGUUACAUGUACACAGAUUUAGCCACAAUAUACGAGAGAGCUGGUCGUGUAGAGGGCCGGAAUGGCUCCAUUACCCAGAUUCCCAUCUUAACUAUGCCAAACGACGAUAUCACCCACCCUAUCCCUGAUUUAACUGGUUACAUCACAGAGGGACAGAUCUAUGUGGACAGACAGCUUCACAACAGACAGAUCUACCCACCAAUCAACGUCUUACCCUCACUGUCUCGAUUGAUGAAGUCUGCUAUUGGGGAAGGCAUGACAAGAGAAGACCACUCCGAUGUCUCUAACCAACUGUAUGCCUGUUACGCCAUUGGUAAAGAUGUACAAGCCAUGAAGGCUGUGGUAGGAGAAGAGGCCCUGACCCCUGAUGACCUCUUGUAUCUAGAAUUCUUGACCAAGUUUGAGAAGAAUUUCAUCUCCCAAGGUCACUACGAAAAUAGAACAAUCUUUGAAUCUCUAGACAUUGGUUGGCAGUUGCUCCGAAUUUUCCCCAAGCAGAUGUUAAAGAGAAUUCCCCAGUCUACACUAGAGAAAUACUAUCCUCGUGAUGCUCACAAGAUGAACACCAGGGCUGGACCCAGUAAAGGCGCAGAACACAGUACCCAGCUAUAGGACCCCUCAUCCCCGCCCCACCCCCCUCCAGCAGUGACUUUGUGCAUUCCAAUUCUACAUCAUUGAUCAAAUCAUGCUUGUAUCAAGUGGCAAUAUUGCAAAGACUUAGAACUGUAAGCUGGAUACAUAGUGCUCGUUUCCCCCUAUUUAUUCUUUGUGUCAGGGUAUUUCUUCAUGUUAUGAUAUCUUACAAAAAUGUUAUAUAAGUUUCCCCUUUGAAAGGACCCAAAAAUUUUUUUUAGUAUAUACCGGUAAUGUGAAUUUGGUAUGAAGUGCUGAUAAUAGUGAAUAUCUUGUCAGGUUUGUUGUUUUUUAUGAUUGGUUGCAAAAUCUAGUCGUAUUUAGGCCGUGAUAUAUGUGUCACUGUAGAGCAUAGAUAUAUUGGACACACGGUAUUAUUCUGUCUAUAUCCUGUAGUGUAUAAUGCUGAUUUCUUGUGACACUUCAUUUCUAUUUACAAUGCCUUUUAAAAGGCAAAAUUAGGCAUUUAUUGUAUGCAGAUUUAAAAAAAAAAAUGAAUGUGAAAAUGGAGUGCUGUAGUAUUUGUCUUGGCUUCAUUAGUUACGACUUUAACACUUAUAUAUAUACAGUUACAUAUUAAUUGACACUUUGACACGCCCACUUUAGAAAGCAGGGGAUUCCCAUGACAGCAAGUACUCAGAGUAGCUUUGUGAUAGAAAACUUGUUUAUAGUCGGAUUGUAAAUAUAUCUAAGUAGACAACAGUGAUAUAUUAAAAGGCAAUGAUUGUCACUUUUGAUGCAGAGGAAAAAUAAGUAUUACCAGCUAAUUGUCUUGUCUCUGUAAAUUUUGUGAUAUAAAAAAUUAUAUAGGUAAUAUAUAUAUUUGAUUUGUGAAUAAAAAAAACAAUGAAAAUAAAAGUAAUACUCAUAAUAAA
Molecule: messenger RNA, 2496 nt
Organism: Magallana angulata
Lineage: Eukaryota; Metazoa; Mollusca; Bivalvia; Ostreida; Ostreidae
Product: V-type proton ATPase subunit B
Exons: 14
Coding region: 14-1600 (528 amino acids)
Biological process (GO): proton transmembrane transport; ATP metabolic process
Cellular component (GO): proton-transporting V-type ATPase, V1 domain
Molecular function (GO): proton-transporting ATPase activity, rotational mechanism; ATP binding
Source: RefSeq, a predicted model, not a curated record